AUUCUUGCCUUUAUUCGCGCUUUUGUAUGUUCUGUGUUCUAAGUACUGUGCAUCGCUUUGUGGGCCGAGCUUGUUUAUAGGUACAUAUACGACUCUUUGCGCAAUCGUAUGAAAAACCACAGUACUCGCCAUUGAGCGUUAGCGAGCGGAGCGGUCUUUGCUUUGAUGUCACGUUCCAUCGUUGUUGGGGUCAUUUGCCGGCAAUAAAAAGAAAUCAGUCAGGAUGCAGAAAUUGCUCGCCUUGCUGCCUGGCCAACAAUCUUCAUCAUCGCCAUCACAUGCCCCCAGUCGUCAUUCAGUGGCUCUGGAGCCAGAGAUUGGCUUUCAAAUAACCAUCGAGACACAGAAACCUGCCGCCCAGUCGAGUGAUAAUGAACUGAGCUUUGGCUCCAGUCCAGCAAAGAGCGGCAAUCAGUUGCCUGAGCUGAAUGUGCAUUUGAUUGCAGCCCGCCACUUGCCUUCUCUGUUUGGCUUCAAAAUAGUACAGGGCUAUCUAAUAAAGGUUAAACUAUUUCCCGGUACAAAGCGCUUGGACAGCAGCAUACAGACUAACACUUGGCCCAAAUUUAAUGAGAACUUCAAGUUUCCACUAGUACCGGACAUUAAACCCUCCCUAAAGCACAAACACAGUUCGGCCUUUGCCAAGAUGCGGGCAUCGAGCAUUCAAGGAAAUAGCGAAUUCUCUACGCCCGAUGAACUUUUUGCGGGCCAGUUUGUUGUUUUUACAGUCUACGCUCUGCUGGAGCUUCCCGCUGCUAGUUUCAAUCGCUUUAAUAAGACAUAUCGCUCGCUCAAAGACAAGAGCACAAAUUUUGUGCAACGCAUUGUUGAGAGCUCCUCUGGAAAUAUAGAUGAGACCAAACAGGAAAAUGGUUCAGCGGGUACUGCACAGAAAACCAAAGGUAAAAAGAAAACGGAGAGUCCAAGGGAUUCUAUGCCACCGUUGACGAUCAGCGAGGCCAGAAGAAAUAUAGGUUCUGUUACCUGUUAUCUAGAGCCAAAACUUUUCAAGCGUAACACGCGCAAUGGUUGUUACUCCACCGAAGAGCUCUGGCUGCCCAUUAAAGAUAUCACGACGACCGUUUCCAAGGCAGCACCCAGCAGCAACAACAAUCUAACAAACGCUCCCAAAGGUAUUGUCGAGAUUGCCCUGGAGGUGCGAGAUCUUAGCGAGCGACCUCCAGUAGAUGUCAUUAAUGGCGAAAGUUCGUCCGGAGGAGCGGUAGCAGAUGCUGCCGUUUCAGUUUUGGCCUCAUCGACUACGUCUACAGCUAGCUCCAAUAUUACGCCUGCCUCCAAGAACUGGCAACGUCUCUCUGCCGAGGUAAAGCGCAAAAUUGGCAUAAGUAAUGCCCCCAGUUCGAGUAGCAGUGGCCAUAACCUUGUCCUGCGUAUUACGACGGCGCGCAUGCGUUGUUCGCACAAAGUGAAGGACGAACUGGAAGCCACAGCCGGCAGUGUCUAUGUGAAGACGACUGUUUUCGAGCACGGCAUCUACAUCGAUGCAUGGAAAUCCCCCACUUUCUAUCCCUCACUCUCGACCAAAUGGGAUGGUGUGGUAGGAAGUGAGGCCACCUUGCAAAUACCACUCCAAAGUCUCGAGCAACUCGAUAAUAUUGUGGUGCGCACAACGCUGGCGACUAAGCUGAAAAUGAACAAGAAACUGGUGCUGGGCACCGUCUAUGUGGGUGCCAGUGGACAGGCCUCCAGCACUGGUCUCGAGCAACUGCGUCUUCUACAGGAGGCGCCUUUCAAUGAACGCGUGGCUGCCUGGCAUUGCUUUCAAUAGCUACAAACACACACUCACACGCAGGCAGCUGGAUAGCAAGAUUGCUCGAGCAAUAAACAAAAGUAUUCGAAAGCCAUUCAAGCAUAGCAUAGCUCAAGUUUUAUUUUCCUAGUUAAUAAUGCAUAUUCACUGUUCCAUCGCGGAACUUUUCCUAUAUGCCUAUACUGCAUACGUAUGAGCCUGGGUUGUAACGAAAGUUUUAAAACUGUGCCACUGAAAAGUUGUCUUAGACAGUGUUUGUCUAUCUAUGGAUUUUUGUAUACCGUUUAUUCAUUUUAUUGAGUAACAAAUAAUAAUAAUAGUUUUGUGAAAUGCCAAUGGAAUUGACAAAUAAUGCCAAAAUAAGACCUUUUAUAAUUGCUAUUAAAUUUUCGUGAGUACCUAAUAAGUAACAUUAUUAUUUAUCAAGAAAUUGCUUUUCGCAUAUUAUUUCAUGUUCGUUAUUAACAAAGUCAGUGACAUAAUCCAUAACUUCUACUUUGAUGUAUUUUAUUUAUUUUUUAGGUGAACUUUUGUUUUAUAAUGUUGAAUAAAUAAACUUUGCAUUGCA
Molecule: messenger RNA, 2339 nt
Organism: Scaptodrosophila lebanonensis
Lineage: Eukaryota; Metazoa; Arthropoda; Insecta; Diptera; Drosophilidae
Exons: 7
Coding region: 224-1789 (521 amino acids)
Source: RefSeq, a predicted model, not a curated record